This is a messenger RNA of Drosophila eugracilis, 795 nucleotides long. RefSeq lists its product as uncharacterized. The record is from RefSeq and is a predicted model, not a curated record. Lineage: Eukaryota; Metazoa; Arthropoda; Insecta; Diptera; Drosophilidae. The transcript has a single exon.
AUGUAAGAUGUGAGAUUUCCGAUGCGUUACGAGUCCCUGGUUACGAUGCUGCUACUGGUAAACAUGCUGAUGAGCACUGCGGAUUCUGCAUGUCGUAACGAUCCACGCUACAAGCCCAGCUCUGUCCUCUGCAAGACGAACAUAAAGGCCAGUCAGAUGGCCCAAAAGGCAGCUAAGGAUGCGAAGGACGCUAAGGAUGCCCAGCCAUGUGCAGCGAAGAUUGCUGGCCAAAGGGCUAAGGCUAUGCUGGCGGAUAAGGCAUUGCAGGCUGCUAAGGCAGCGGAGGUGGCCCUCAAUGGGAAAAAACAGCUUCUGGAUGAAAUAACCAAGAGUUUAAAUGAAACGAAACGGGUUAUUGAGGAAAUCCAACGAGCCAUUAAAGCUGGCACCUGCUCCGCCAAGGCGACAAGGGAAAUCCGUGAAAAACUCCAGGAAUCCUUGGCAAGCAUGACAAAUCUGUUGCAGGAGAUGGUCGGAAGUCUGAAUAACAUCCGAAAGGUGGCACUCUGCGCCAAAAGAGAGGCCGCGGAAAAACGAAGUCUUCUUGGAGCUGCCAAGAGGCGGGUUGAGGAGUUGAAUAACUGUAUGUCCCAGGCUCAGAAGGAUCUCGAAGUUAACCGUGAGAACGCCAAGAAGGCGAACGAAGCUGCCAGUGAGGCUAAACAGCGGAUCGAUGCAGUGCGGAAGCUGGUGUCGAGGAUCAAGAUGCUGAAGCGAAAGGAUCUCCACUCGCUGAGCAACUUCCUUCGCAAAAGGAGGAGAAGGAGCAGCCCGGCGAAAACACAGUUGAGUUGA